Molecule: messenger RNA, 2384 nt
Organism: Fragaria vesca subsp. vesca
Lineage: Eukaryota; Viridiplantae; Streptophyta; Magnoliopsida; Rosales; Rosaceae
Exons: 3
Coding region: 263-1684 (473 amino acids)
Source: RefSeq, a predicted model, not a curated record
CCAAAGGUCACUCUCUUCUUCCUUUCACACUAUUCCACUUCCCCUUCUCUAUAUCUCUCUCUCUUACUGACUCAGACUCUCUCUCUAUGAAGAACCAGUCUCACUAUUCACACUCCGCUUCUUUCUCUUCUUCUUCAACCAACAACCCCAUCCUCUGCUCUCUCUAGUCUUCCUCAAUAUAAACCCGUUUUCCCUUCCCACCCAAGAAACCGGGUCACCAGCCAUCAUCCGGGCAAAGUCCGAACCCGACUCUCCGGCGACCAUGGAGAAGAAGCAAGGUUUCUUCUCUGCUCUCAAAGACGAGGUCGUCCGCGGCCUCAGCCCAUCCCGUUCACGCGCCACCAGCCCCGCCCGCUCCGGCUCCCCCAUGUCGGGUCUGCUCCGCCGCAAGAAGCACAGCAACCACGCCCAGCUGGCGGCGCUGCAGCCGGAGGCCCUGAUCGGGAGAUCCGGGAGCCUGAGGCCGGUCAUGGAGGGCCCGGAUCCGGACGGCGGGGAAAUCGGGGAGUCGAAGCGGGUCGGGUCGGGUCUGGGCCAGUGGAUGCGCGGGCAACUCUCCCGGGCUCCUUCGGUGAGUUCAGUAGCGCAGAACAACCGGAGGUCUGAUCUGAGACUCCUUCUCGGAGUCAUGGGAGCUCCACUCGCCCCACUCCACGUCAGCACCUCCGACCCUCUCCCUCACCUUAGCAUCAAGGACACUCCCAUUGAAACUUCGUCUGCCCAGUACAUAUUGCAACAGUACACAGCGGCAUCUGGUGGGCAGAAGCUGCAGAACUCGAUUAAAAAUGCUUAUGCAAUGGGAAAGGUUAGGAUGGUAGCUUCAGAGUUUGAAACUGCCACCAAGGUGAUGAAGACCAGAAACGCAUCUAGAAGUGCAGAGUCGGGUGGGUUUGUGCUCUGGCAGAUGAAUCCGGACAUGUGGUAUGUGGAGCUUGCAGUUGGGGGCAGCAAAGUUCAUGCUGGCUGCAAUGGGAAGCUCGUUUGGAGACACACACCAUGGCAAGGUGCACAUACUGCAAAAGGGCCAGUGAGACCCCUGCGUCGUGCACUUCAGGGUCUUGAUCCAAGAUCUACAGCUAGUAUGUUUGCCGACGCCAGAUGUAUUGGAGAAAGAAAGGUCAAUGGGGAGGAUUGCUUCAUCCUCAAGCUCUGUGCUGAUCCUCUAACUCUGAAGGCCAGGAGUGAAGGCCCUGCGGAAAUAAUUAGGCAUGUGUUGUUUGGCUACUUCAGCCAGAAGACGGGACUUCUUGUUCACAUGGAGGACUCUCAUUUGACCCGCAUUCAGUCCAAUGGCGGUGAUGCUGUUUACUGGGAAACCACAAUCAAUUCAUUCCUUGAUGAUUACAGACCUGUUGAGGGAAUCAUGAUUGCGCACUCUGGGCGUUCUGUGGUUACCCUUUUCAGGUUUGGUGAGAUGGCAAUGAGCCAUACCAAAACAAAGAUGGAAGAAGCUUGGACGAUUGAAGAGGUAGCAUUUAAUGUUCCAGGCUUGUCAAUGGACUGCUUCAUUCCCCCAGCUGACUUGAGAUCUGAGACAAUAAUGAGUGAAGCUUGCGAACUUCCUCAUGAUGAAAGAGGAAAGGGUGGCGGAAUUGCUGCAGCAGUACAUCGGGCUAAAGUAGCUGCGUUGGAGAAAGAGCAUAGUGCUAAUGGCGACAGCAUGAGCUGGAAGAUGGAAAUCUAACAGGAGGCAAAGCAGUCGAUUAGGCAAUUGUUUAUACUGGUAGCAAGUUUUAAUCAGCUAACACCGUAGAAGUUACAAAGUAGGAGUUGCGUCGUGUUUUUGGACGUUGGUUUAUGCCUCUCAAUCUGUAAAUAGAGCAUAAUCAUUCACAGGUUUCACCUGGCCUGGGCGAAUUAUUAUACUCUCAAUGCAGAAUCCAACAAAGGUGUUGGAGCUUGAUUUUCCAGAUGGGGAUAGAGCAAAUGGAGGUUCAGUUUUAGUUUACCUUCUGUGGACGAGUCGGUAGGUGGUGAAGCUUCGGUACAGCAGAGCCAUUAACCAUGGAUAAAUUCCGCUAAUUCUCUUCCAUGAAUUCAGGAGUGGCGGUGUCAAGGAAACUGUCACUUUCUGGCAUGAAUCUAUAGCAGCCUAAUGCCUUUUAGUUUGUUAGUUCUUACUGUUUUUGGGUGUGUUAGUCUUAUGUGGUUUGGUUGAUGCAAAAGUUUUCUGAAUUUGUAAGAAAAACAAAUGGUUUUCUAGGUCUGAAGAAUAGGGCAGGGUAAAACAGAGGACAUACUGGAAUUUUAUUCUCCUCUUUUAACUGGUGUAACCAAUAUAUCUGAAGUAUGGGUUGUAUUCUGGCAAUUUUUUUCCAGUGUCCCCAUCAGGUAUUGAAUGCUCAUGAGUCAUGAAUAUAGUUAAUCAUGAUUCCCUCCUUUCU